AUGUCAUCCUCUCCCUUUGCCUCGCUCACUAACGACAUGGUCAUUGACACACCUGCCCCUGCCCACAACCUGGGGAACUCCCCAUCCCUGUCAGACGUCAGGGAUCGUCCUCUUGAGGGCGAAGCAAUCGUCGCUGUGGAGGGCAUGGAGGCAGAGGACGUCAUCCCUCACUUGCAUUCACCUGGUUCUUCCGUGCUGAGGCCAAAGCUAAGGAAUUGGCCAUCUGAAAGGAGGCCCACGCCUUUGAUGAGUUACUAUGCACCGAGCGUCGACUCCGGCACUCUCACUCUCAUCCCUCGCGCUCCCACCACCUGUCUUUGGACAAUCGUGGUCAGCAACGUCCCACAGACGACUCCCGUGGAAGGUACUCCAGGACCCCAGUCUGUGGACCUUCCCGGCCUGCAUCUCAUGUUGCCAACCAUGUCACCCCCAUCCCACAACAGCACCGGUGUGCAAACGCACCCUGCACCUCCCCGCACCAUGGCUCAGGUCAUUUCUGCUGCCUGCACUGACACUGCAGUCAGCACCCCCUUCACCUCUGCUCCUACUUCUCCUGACGCGGCUAUUGACCACAGCUCAGAUGUCGCCGAGCUGAUCGCUGAGGCCAAGCAAAUGGACCUCGAAGCUGAAGCUCGGUGUGCUGGGUUCUCGAGCACCGAGGAGAUGUUUGCCGCCAUGAACAUCCAAACUGCCCAGGCUGCCCAGCCUUAA
This is a messenger RNA of Suillus subalutaceus, 711 nucleotides long. RefSeq lists its product as uncharacterized. NCBI's taxonomy places the organism in Eukaryota, Fungi, Basidiomycota, Agaricomycetes, Boletales, Suillaceae. The coding region runs from base 1 to 711 and encodes 236 amino acids. The transcript has 4 exons. The record is from RefSeq and is a predicted model, not a curated record.